Mycena indigotica is the source of this 726-nucleotide messenger RNA. RefSeq lists its product as uncharacterized. The record is from RefSeq and is a predicted model, not a curated record. Bases 1 to 726 code for a protein of 241 amino acids. Lineage: Eukaryota; Fungi; Basidiomycota; Agaricomycetes; Agaricales; Mycenaceae. The transcript has 4 exons.
AUGAAGACCGGCUUCCUCUCUCUUGUUCUCUUUUUCUCGCCGCUCGUUCUUUCUUCGCCGACCGGUCUGGCAGUAGGAACCUCAGAAUCUCCAUCGUCGACAGUCUUGCGUUCCAUCCAAUUGGACGCAAGCCGUGCUGUUGAUAGGUCAGCUGCUGGACAGAGGGGUGCAGUCGCCCAACAGCACGACAUCACUCGUUUGCGAUCUCAAUGGGAAGCAGUGCUAAACUCUCAAGUCCGGCUAACAACUCCGCUCACAAGCCCAACCCUAGGAAUCAUCUCCGUUCAUCUCAAGACCAACGACCGCCCCUUCGUUGGGUUUCUUGCGGAAAACGGGCUGGUCCCUCUCCAAAAUGCGGCACCGAUAUACUCCAUCGACUCCCCCACUGCCCCUUUGAUCCAGAUCGACGUCUUUCCCUCUGCUAAUAUUUCACUCGCGAUCGCAGUUGGCCCCUUUGGUGAAACCCUUGCCCCCACAAAACAUAACUUCCACUUUUCGCGAUAUGUCCAGAACGCUGGCCAGACGCGCGUCCUCACUCACUUCUCUUUGAGCCCCGAUUCACGCGAAAUCACCCCUAAGUGGGUCAAUCCAGACGGAGUUUCGCCCCAGGUUUCCAUCGUCCACGCAUUUAACCGAAUCUUCUACACGGGGGAUGUCUCCGCUUUCGAACGAGUGCUCGGAAAAACGGCCAACAUCGUCACUUUGAACUGGAUCGAAUUACGGUGA